This is a messenger RNA of Piliocolobus tephrosceles (Ugandan red Colobus), 1873 nucleotides long. It is a transcript of the gene CD34, whose product is annotated as CD34 molecule. The record is from RefSeq and is a predicted model, not a curated record. Lineage: Eukaryota; Metazoa; Chordata; Mammalia; Primates; Cercopithecidae. The transcript is spliced from 8 exons. Gene Ontology annotation, biological process: cell-matrix adhesion. The coding region runs from base 248 to 1405 and encodes 385 amino acids. Gene Ontology annotation, cellular component: membrane.
CUCGACGGCGGCAACCCAGCCUCCCUCCUAACGCCCUCCGCCUUUGGGACCAACCAGGGGAGCUCAAGUUAGUAGCGGCCAAGGAGAGGCGCUGCCUUGCCAAGACUAAAGAGGGAGGGGAGAAGAGAGGGAAAAAGCAAGAAUCCCCCACCCCUCCCCCGGGCGGAGGGGGCGGGAAGAGCGCGUCCUGGCCAAGCCGAGUAGUGUCUUCCACUCCGUGCGUCUCUCUAGGAGCGGCGCGGGAAGGAUGCUGGUCCGCAGGGGAGCGCGUGCGGGGCCCGGGAUGCCGCGGGGCUGGACCGCGCUUUGCUUGCUGAGUUUGCUGCCCUCUGGGUUCACGAGUGCCAACACCACCAGUACUGUUACCCCAAAGUCACCUACCCAGGGAACAUUUUCAACUGUUUCUACAAGUGUAUCAUACCAAGAAACUGCAAUACCUAGUACCCUCGGAAGUACCAGCCCACACCCUGUGUCUCAACAUGGCAAUGAGGCCACAACAAACAUCACAGAAACUACAGUCAAAUUCACAUCUACCUCUGUGAUCACCUCAGUUUAUGGAACCACAAACUCUUCUGUUCAGUCACAGACCUCCGUAAUCACCACAGUGUUCACCACCCCAGCCAACAUUUCAACUCCAGAGACAACCUUAAAGUCUAGCUUGUCACCUGGAAAUGUUUCAGACCUUUCAACCACAAGCACUAGCCUUGCAACAUCUCUCAUUAAACUGUAUACAUCGUCUUUUCCUUUCCCAAGUAUCAUCAAGACAGAAAUCAAAUGUUCAGGCAUCAAAGAAGUGAAAUUGACUCAGGGCAUCUGCCUGGAGCAAAAUGAGACCUCCAGCUGUGCGGAGUUUAGGAAGGACAGGGGAGACGACCUGGCCCAAGUGCUGUGUGAGGAGGAGCAGGCUGAUGCUGAUGCUGGGGCCCAGAUAUGCUCCCUACUCCUUGCCCAGUCUGAGGUGAGGCCUCAGUGCUUACUGCUGGUCUUGGCCAACAGAACAGAAAUUUCCAGCAAACUCCAACUUAUGAAAAAGCACCAGUCUUACCUGAGAAAGCUGGGGAUCCUAGGUUUCACUGAACAAGAUGUUGCAAGCCACCAGAGCUAUUCCCGAAAGACCCUGAUUGCGCUGGUCACCUCGGGAACCCUGCUGGCUGUCUUGGGCAUCACUGGCUAUUUCCUGAUGAAUCGCCGCAGCUGGAGUCCCACAGGAGAAAGGCUGGGCGAAGACCCUUAUUACACGGAGAACGGUGAAGGCCAGGGCUAUAGCUCAGGACCUGGGACCUCCCCUGAGGCUCAGGGAAAGGCCAGUGUGAACCGAGGGGCUCAGGAAAACGGGACCGGCCAGGCCACCUCCAGAAACGGCCAUUCAGCAAGACAACACGUGGUGGCUGAUACCGAAUUGUGACUCGGCUAGGUGGGGCAAGGCUGGGCAGUGUCCAAGAGAGCACCCCUCUCUGCAUCUGACCACAUGCUGCCUCCAUGCUGGAGGUGACAUCUCUUACGCCCAACCCUUCCCCACUGCACACACCUCAGAGGCUGGGGCCCUACACCUUGAAGAGGGGCAGGUAAACUCCUGGCCUUUACACAUUCGGCUCCCGGGAGCCAGACUCUGGUCUUCUUUGGGUAAACGUGUGAUGGGGGAAAGCCAAGGUCUGGAGAAGCUCCCAGGAAUGAUUGAUGGCCUUGCAGCACUCACACACGACCCCCUUCCCCUUCCCCCCUCCUCUCUGCCUCAUUACAGGAACCCCUAGGGGAAAGAUGGGCUUUUCUAGGCUACAAUUUUCUCCCAGGAAGCUUUGAUUUUUACUGUUUCUUCCCUAUAUUUUCUUUCUCUACUUUGAGGAAAUCAAAGUAACCCUUUGCACCUGCUCUC